GUGAACAAAUCAGAAGGCACGUCUGGGGCUGGAGAAUUAGGGGGACGUUGGGAAGAGAGAGUCAGUUCGCAGUCAUUGGAAGCUCACAAACCUGCUCAGCCUCAGCAGCCACACUGUGAGCUGUCAAUGCUUCUCAGCUCUGGGUCUCAGCCACUUCAGCCUCCAAACCAAACCAAACCAAACCGAAUCCAGCAGUGAUGUACUGAAAGACUGGGGAAAGGAGUGUGUGCUUGUUUUUUUUCUCUCUCUGGCUUUUUUUUUUGUAUAUUCCCUCUUUGCAGACUACAAAGUGAGUGUGGAGGAAGGUUUGGGACCAUGGAUGUUUUCAUGAAAGGGCUUUCCAAAGCGAAAGAUGGGGUUGUGGCAGCUGCUGAAAAGACCAAGCAGGGAGUGGCAGAGGCAGCAGGAAAGACAAAAGAUGGAGUGAUGUACAUGGGUUCCAAGACGAAGGAAGGUGUAUAUCAUGGAGUUUCCUCAGUGGCCGAGAAGACCAAAGAGCAGGCAUCUCUGGUUGGAGGAGCCGUGGUGACCGGAAUGUCUGCCGUCGCCCAGAAGACAGUGGAAGGAGCUGGGAAUAUAGCGGCAGCAACGGGCCUAGUCAAGAAGGAGCAAUUGGUGAAACAGGAUGAAGAUCUGUUCCCUCAGGAAGGAAUGAUUGACAACACGGACGUGUUGCAAAUAGAUCCCGAAGCUGAGACCUACGAAGCAACUACUGAGGAUGAAUAUCAAGACUAUGGACCCGAAGCGUGAGUAUCACUCGAAGUAUCACGGACUAUUACCAAGAGCUCCUCCACUUUCCUCCUCCUCCUCCUCCCCGUGGAAGUGCUACGUUGAGACGUUAGUUAGUUGUGAAGCUUUUUUUUUAAUGAUUUAUUUUUUAUAGUGUACUUUGAAGUCUUCCAUCAGUUGUACUCGGGAGUCUUUGUGGCUUUGACCAGGCCUAAUUCCAGUGGUUUCUCUCCCGCUGAAAUAAGUGCUGUUGGAGCAGGACAGCUUCUGUUCUGCGGACCCCGGGUUUGUUUGAGGUUCAGCGGUUGCAAAACUGCCUAUCUGUCCGCUGCUUUACUCUUGCUCUGUGUGUGUGUGUGUGUGUGUGCGUGCGUGUGUGUGCGCGCGCGCGCGCGUAUGUGUGUAUCAAACAAAAAAGUCUCUAUGUAAUUCGUGUGUGAUGUAUCUGACGUGUGUUUUCUGUGUAUGGUGGUUCUGUUUGACCAGGAUUUUGUUGUGAGUACUGUACAGUAUAUGAAAUGGUCAGCAUGGAGCUACGCACAUUAUAAAUAUAUGGCAACGAUGAGAAUCAGUAUGUGCUGGUGGUUUUGAUUAGUGUAUUGCAAAUAUCUGGUGUUUCUGUGAAACCAAAUAAACAGAAAAUACGAACCUA
Molecule: messenger RNA, 1381 nt
Organism: Callorhinchus milii (elephant shark)
Lineage: Eukaryota; Metazoa; Chordata; Chondrichthyes; Chimaeriformes; Callorhinchidae
Product: alpha-synuclein
Exons: 6
Coding region: 316-750 (144 amino acids)
Biological process (GO): chemical synaptic transmission; synapse organization; synaptic vesicle endocytosis
Cellular component (GO): neuronal cell body; axon terminus; cytoplasm
Molecular function (GO): cuprous ion binding
Source: RefSeq, a predicted model, not a curated record